Podarcis muralis (Common wall lizard) is the source of this 2037-nucleotide messenger RNA. NCBI's taxonomy places the organism in Eukaryota, Metazoa, Chordata, Lepidosauria, Squamata, Lacertidae. The record is from RefSeq and is a predicted model, not a curated record.
AUGGAAAAACGUUUUACGUGCAGGGAGUGUGGGAAGAACUUCAGUCAGAGUAGACACCUUAAAUUGCACAAACGGACUCACACAGGGGAGAAACCAUUUAAAUGUAUCGAGUGUGGAAAGAGCUUCCAUUGUAAUACAAGCCUUAGAUCACAUCAACGGACUCAUACAGGGGAGAAACCAUAUAAAUGUAUGGAGUGUGAAAAGAGUUUUCGUGAUAGUGGAUACCUUAGAAGACAUCAACGGAUUCACACAGGGGAGAAACCAUAUAAAUGUAUGGAGUGUGAAAAGAGCUUUAGUGAUAGUGGAUACCUUAGAAGACAUCAACGGAUUCACACAGGGGAGAAACCAUUUAAAUGCAUGGAGUGUGGAAAGAGCUUUAGUGAUAAUGGAAGCCUUAGAUCACAUCAACGGACUCACACAGGGGAGAAACCAUAUAAAUGUAUCGAGUGUGGAAAGAGCUUCAGUCAGAGUGAACACCUUAAAAUACAUCAACGGACACACACAGGGGAGAAACCAUAUAAAUGUAUCGAGUGUGGAAACAGCUUUGGUAAAAUUGGAAACUUUAGACGACAUCAACGGACUCACACAGGGAAGAAACCAUAUAAAUGUAUCGAGUGUGGAAAGAGCUUUAGUGAUAAUGGAAACCUUAGGAACCAUCAACGGACUCACACAGGGGAGAAACCAUAUAAAUGUAUCGAGUGUGGAAAGCGCUUUAGUCAAAUUGGAAACCUUAGGAAGCAUCAAUGGACUCACACAGGGAAGAAACCAUAUAAAUGUAUCGAGUGUGGAAAGAGCUUCAGUCAGAGUGGAGACCUUAGGAACCAUCAACGGACUCACAUAGGGGAGAAACCAUUUAAAUGUGUGGAGUGUGGAAAGUGCUUCAGUUUCAGUGCAAGCCUUAGACGACAUCAACGGACUCACACAGGGGAGAAACCAUAUAAAUGUAUCGAGUGUGGAAAAAGCUUUAGUUAUAGUGGAAGCCUUAGGAAACAUCAACGGACUCACACAGGAGAGAAACCAUUUAAAUGCAUGGAGUGUGGAAAGAGCUUCAGUCAGAGUGCACACCUUAGAAAUCAUCAGCGGACACACACGGGUGAAAAACCUUUUAAAUGCAUUGAGUGCGGAAAGAGCUUCAGUAAGAGUGGACACUUAAGUUCACAUCAACGGACUCACACGGGUGAAAAACCAUAUAAAUGUAUGGAGUGUGGAAAGAGCUACAGUAAGAGUGGACACCUCAGUAAACAUCACCAGACUCACACAGGGGAGAAACCAUAUGAAUGCAGGGAGUGUGGGAAGAGCUUCAGUCAGAAUGAAAGCCUUAAAUUACACCAGCGAACUCACACUGGUGAAAAACCAUAUAAAUGUAUGGAGUGUGGAAAGAGCUUCAGUCAGAGUGCACACCUUAGAUCACAUCAACGGAAUCACACAGGGGAGACACCAUUUAAAUGUAUGGAGUGCGGAAAGAGCUUUAGUGAUAGUGGAAACCUUAGAAAACAUCAACGGACUCACACAGGGGAAAAACCAUUUAAAUGUAUGGAGUGUGAAAAGAGCUUUAGUGAUAGUGGAAGCCUUAGAAGACAUCAACGGAUUCACACAGGGGAGAAACCAUAUAAAUGUAUGGAAUGUGGAAAGAGCUUCAGUUUCGAUGCAGGCCUUAGAUCACAUCAACAGACUCACACAGGGGAGAAACCAUAUGGGUGUAUGGAGUGUGGAAAGAGCUUCAGUAAGAGUGGAACACUUAGAAUACAUCAACGGACUCACACAGGGGAAAAACCAUUUAAAUGCAUUGAGUGUGGAAAGAGCUUCAGUGGAAAUAGAUACCUUAAAACACAUCAACGGACUCACAUAGGGGAGAAACCAUAUAAAUGUAUGGAAUGUGGAAAGAGCUUCAGUUACGAUUCAGACCUUAAAACACACCAACGGAUUCACACAGGGGAGAAACCAUAUAAAUGUAUGGAAUGUGGAAAGAGCUUUAGUAUGAGUGGAUACCUCAAUAUACAUCAACGGACACACACAGGGGAGAAACCAUUUAAAUGC